UGUCUGUGCUGGAGAGCUUGCUGAUUGCGGAUGAAAUAGGCAAAGCGCGUUGGAAAUAUAUCUGGCCAGCGUUGUGUCUCUGUCGUUGUUCAGGAGAGAACCAGCAAGCGAUGACUGUCAGCGGCACGGGUGAUCGAGUUGUGUAGCUGCUUUAGUCGCAACGAGGGUUAUUUCGACUGAGAAACUUAUUGUCAGCACGUUGAGCGUUAUUCUUCUGUGAACAACCUAACCAGCUAACGUUAGCGACUCGGUCUUUGGUGAAACGCAUCAACUCAGCGGGCGACGAAGCGUAUCCUAGUAAAGAAAAGUCGUCUUUACCUCAUGGCUCAAAGGUUUCACUUCAGAUAGUUUGCCAAUAGACACCGCUUCAACAGCUUGUGAGAUUUUCAUCAAAAGUCAGCCGAGUUCAGACUUUACAACGCUAGCUAGCUAUCUAGCUUGAGAGGGAGAAACGUAUUUACCAUUGCCGUGUUUCAGUAGCCUGCUAGCUACCCCAGGAAGAUGUGUCGCUAGCUAAACCCAAGGUCGCUGAAGUCAAGACUUAUAAACAGUUUGUCGCUUGCCAGCUAAUGUAUGCGUGCGGUGCAUAAAGCUAGCUAGUCAGUAUCUGCUACUCAUUGGUCUGUAGCUAAGAUUACCUGGGUGUAGUUUGCCAAGUUAUCUCUAGCUCGCCACAAGUUGAAUUCUGUUUUGGUGUGCUUUUUGUUUUUCUGUAUAGCCACCUAGUCAUUUCAAGUCGGGAGUGCGCAGCAAUCUUACGGUACUUGCCGACGAAGAAACCAGUUAACGUUACCUCAGUUUUCUAGCCAGACACGUAUUCUCUGUCAUUUGCUAGCCGGUGAAAGACAAAGCUUACUGGCAAUCUGCGAUUUCCGAGUUUUACAUUGGCCCUCGCUUGCUGGCUGGCUUUUUAAAAAUAACCCAUAGCGUUAGCGAGGAUUGUGGAGAUAGGCGUCUUUUAAAGCUAGCAUCUAGUUAGGCAACGUUAGUGCCGUCCACGUAGAAAAGCCACCCAGCUGACCGUUGUUUGCGGCAAGGCAGAAAAAUGAAUGGGUUUAGUACUGAGGAGGACAGCCACGACGGGCCUCCAGCGCCGCCGUUUUACGGGCAGAGCUGCUGUCUGAUCGAUGAUGGGGAGCGCUGCGGCCGAUCCGCUGGAAACGCGUCUUUCAGCAAGAGGAUUCAGAAAAGCAUCUCGCAGAAGAAACUCAAACUGGACAUUGACAAAAGCGUGCGACACCUGUACAUCUGUGAUUUCCACAAAAAUUUCAUCCAGAGUGUUCGCAACAAGAGAAAGAGGAAGACCAGCGACGAUGGAGGGGAGUCCCCAGACCGGGACAUCGAAGUACCAGAAGUCGACUUGUUCCAGCUUCAGGUAAACACGCUGCGGCGCUACAAAAGGCACUACAAGCUCCAGACCAGACCGGGCCUGAACAAAGCACAACUAGCAGAGACUGUCAGUCGCCACUUCCGGAAUAUUCCUGUGAAUGAGAAGGAGACGCUUACUUACUUCAUCUAUAUGGUGAAGAGCAACAAAAGUCGCCUCGACCAGAAGUCAGACAGCAGCAAACUGGAAUGAGGGUGAUCUUUACUGCACAUUUUGGGGGAAGGAUGUGAGCAUGAAUAUUAAGUCAUUUAAGACUUUUUCCAGAUUCAACAUGUUAAAGCUUAUAUUGGGAAUAUAUAUGUACAGACAUGCAAAAUAAGACGUUUUGCUGUAGAGGAGAUAUAGAACUGUUGCAUUAAGAUUUUUUUUUCCUCUGUGUUGACUGUACUUAUAAAUGUAUGUUAUUGUGCCAAACCACAAAGUAUGUACAAUAUUCACGCAGCUUGCUUUUUAAAAAUUGAUCUGAUGGUGAUAUGGUCAAAGACAAUGCUAUUGGAUUUCUACAUGUAGGCUUUUAAAGCCUUAUAAAAAGGGGCCCAUUUGUUGUGAUGAGGUUAUAGGUCUAGUUAUCUCCCUGAUGUAAUUGUCCCGGCCCUUGGGUUUCUCUGCAGCUGGUAUUCCACAGUGCUCUCCCUCCAGCACCUUUCUUUUCGUCUGUUUCAAUGAGUUUUUCACAUUCCCAUACACACAGCAGUUGGGUAUUUCAUAAAUGUAGCCUUUGUAUUGUAUUUACUGUAAUGCUCUGUAUUGUAGCUAAGUCAAGUUUCAGUGGUUUUCCCCUCUUGUUUUUUUUUUUAAAUAUUUCAUGUAUGUAUCUUGUGAAAUGUAUUAAUAUUUGAGUAGUCUGAUGUAUGAUUGUAUGAGCUCUUCACUAAAAAUCAAGGGAAAGUGAACAUUCUGCAAUGUUUUUAUUUUGGUUUCUCUGAUAGUACAGGCAUUUGGCGAAGUGGGCUAAAUUAGCAGCUUCUGUGUCAGUGCUGCACCUGUUGCAUUUUUAGAGGGAUUUCUGUAGCUGUACAUCACCCAGAGUGCUGGCAGGUGUGGGAACACACUGCACAUAUGACCUGAUUGUGACAUCACAGGCCAGAAGUGUUACCUACUAUCCUACCUACCAGUUAUGUUGCAUAAAUGCUUUCAGGUCAGUAAUAGAUUGCCAAUGAGUGACUGAAUCACUUCAGUCAGAUUUUUAAUUACAGUGGGUAGGCGUAAUCAGAGAAAGUGCUGUUUCAGGUUUCUGAAUUCUUGGCGUGUACUGUUUUCUUCCACUUUUAGGUGGCAAGUCACAAUCUCUGAUCUAAAAACAGCACUGCGUUUUUGCAGCAAAAAAAUUAUAUAUUUGCAUUUUUCCAGUUUUUAUAAUAUUUGUCACUUCCAAAAUGUCUAAAAUGUUAAUUUGUAUUUUGCCUAAAGUUGCCUAAAUAUGUGCACUUUAAAUUCAAGCCGCAUGUAAAGGUAAAGUAACUCGUCAGUAUCGGUAGUUCAGUUUUUGCUGUGAAAAGUUUAGUCCAGCACAUUUAACAUGCUGUAGCAUGUCAUUCCACCCUUUAUUUUUAAAAAAAUUAAUCAUGAUGCCGAUUUGUCAGAAUCGGUCCAAUGAAUAUGCUGCACAGCAUUUAAAUACCACUGUACUGUCAGAAAACAUAAUGGGUCAAAUGCUUCAGAGCUCUCUGGCUGAUGACAUGGAGUUUUACAAAUCCCAGAAUUGGCAGGGGGAAAAGUGAACUGAGAAACCUGUUCAUUAUAAUGGUUACAUCUACUAGCUUGAAUUGUAUAAACUGCGUAGUGUACCAUAUAUAUCCAUCACUAGGAUAGUGGUCAUUUACAUUUUUCGUUAGGGCUUCUAUUUUCGUAAUGCACAGCUGCUGGUGGAUAUAGCUGGUAGCAAAGUGAGAGAAGUAGCACUGUUUUGGUGGCUGUUUUUUUUAUCUUGCGUAAUGAUUGUUUUUACAAUCAGAUAUUUUAUCUGAGAUCGGAUCGAUAGUAAACUUUGCAAAUACAGUGACGGCACAAAGGCCGUGCUGUAGAAACCCCGGUGACACCCAGAUCCCCAACAUCUCCCAAAGCAUGAAGACAGGACCUCUCGCAGUCAGACGAAGCCCCACACAUUGCCUUACUAAGAUGUUAUGUAUGUAUUUGGCAGUUUGAGAGGUUUUAUCUGAUACAUUUGUACAGAGUGGUGUUUCUAUGCUCCGUCCCCGCUGGUGGGCUGCUCCCCCUGCUCCUGUGAUGUGCCUGUAGUGUUGAGCUGUGCAAGUGAAAUAGUGCUAUGUAGCAUUUUUGUAAAUUGUAAACACUGCAUGUGUUGUGCUCAGACUUAAUUGCUGUAUUAGAUCAGUUAUAUGUAAAUAUGCGUAUGACUGCCUGUCGCUUUUAAUAAAUGCCCU
This is a messenger RNA of Megalops cyprinoides (Indo-Pacific tarpon), 3771 nucleotides long. RefSeq names its product histone deacetylase complex subunit SAP30L-like. Lineage: Eukaryota; Metazoa; Chordata; Actinopteri; Elopiformes; Megalopidae. Gene Ontology annotation, biological process: regulation of DNA-templated transcription. Gene Ontology annotation, cellular component: histone deacetylase complex. The transcript is spliced from 4 exons. Gene Ontology annotation, molecular function: protein binding; transcription coregulator activity. Bases 1046 to 1579 code for a protein of 177 amino acids. The record is from RefSeq and is a predicted model, not a curated record.